Branchiostoma belcheri (Belcher's lancelet) is the source of this 1972-nucleotide messenger RNA. RefSeq names its product F-box/WD repeat-containing protein 9-like. The transcript has 10 exons. Lineage: Eukaryota; Metazoa; Chordata; Leptocardii; Amphioxiformes; Branchiostomatidae. The record is from RefSeq and is a predicted model, not a curated record. The coding region runs from base 167 to 1630 and encodes 487 amino acids. Gene Ontology annotation, molecular function: protein binding.
CAGGUCAAAGGUCAGAUGACUCCAACUGUUUUGAAUGUUAGGCGGUCUUCAGUUUGUCAAGAUCCUCGGCAAAAACGGCUGCACGGUUGAUGACAGAGAUGUUAACUUCCUAAAACACAAACAAACAAACAAACAACUUCCUACAAAAACCUGAAACCUCCCAGCCAUGGAGCCCAACCAGAGCGCAGCGACACCCGAGCCCCCCUCCCCCACAUCCGCAACUUCAGACGACAACGGUUCGCCAGACUCCAGUCCGGAGAUGAACUUUGACCCUGACGCUGCCGACCUAACCCUCCCGCUGACCCCGUGUUGGGCGGUAAGCGAUAGCCACAGCCCGCCCCCCUCCCCCUCUCAACUCAACCGAACUCUCACCUCCCCACUCGAAGCUCUAGCUUUAAACAACACCGCAAGUUCUAUCUCUUCCCUACACGGGUCACUAAACGCUAGUCUCAGCCCUCCCCCCUCCCCGUGUGGACUCCCCCUAACGUUAGAGAACCUCCCCCCUGAACUACUGCUGCACAUCCUGUGGUAUCUGGAGUCCAAGUUCAUCGUGUGCGUGCUCGGACGGGUCAGCAAGUUCUUCCACGCGCUGGUGUCGGAACCGAUCACGUGGAAAAUCCGGAUGGGGAAACGCUGGCCGCGGGGGCAGCAGUACCCACCCAUGGAAGUUCCAGAUGACUUUAACUGGCAGCAGGCCUGUAUGGAGAGAGAGGAGACAGACAGACUCUGGUCAGACCCGAAGGAAAACAUUCACCACUUCACUCUGGACGGGCACUUCGCUACUGUGGAUGCUGUGCAUCUCAUUCAGAAUGGCACCAUGUGUGUAUCUGGGUCCAGAGACAGGACUGCUAAGAUUUGGGACCUGUCCAAGUUGACCGCGGGGGAGCCUGUUCCUACUGACGCUGUGGUCAAGUCACUGGAAGAACACAAGGGAUGGGUGUGGUGUCUGUCCUCAUUGGACAACGCCCUGUGCACGGGAUCAUGGGAUACCGCCAUCAAACUGUGGGAUUUGAACGCCAACUGUCAGCUCAUCACGUCUAUCAAGGAGCGCUCCGCCAUACUGUGUACAGAGAUGUUGCCAGACAUUCUCAUUGCUGGAAGCUACGACAAGCGUAUUUCUAUUUAUGAUGUCAGGGCGGACUACCAGCCAAUCACGACUCUCCGUCAGCACCAGAAGCCAGUGCUGUGUGUAGCAGCAGACUCAGACUACAUCAUCAGCUGUAGUGAGGACAGGACUGUGAAGGUUUGGGACAGACGUGCGUGUCAGGUCUACAAGACCAUACAGUUGGAGAAGUUCUGUAUGUCCAUGUGGUAUGGACAGGGGAUGUUACUGUUGGGAGACAGAAGAGGACAGAUACACAUGUACAGUACUGGGGACGGCGGCUUUGAAGAAAUCGAAACCAUUGAGGCUCAUGGCAACAAAGUGACAGGCGUCCACUACACACUAGGAGGACUUUAUACCUGUUCUACUGACAAAACUAUCAAGGUCCAUGAACCAUGUAGCCAGCCCAGUGCUAUCUGUACCCUGGCAGAGACAAAAGGGGAGGUGGCUGAUAUCUGUGUCCAGGCUGGUGUCAUCGCCAGCGCUCACUCUGACUUCUCAGUAGGGAUAUGGAGACCUGCCAUGUAAACAACAACAUCAACAAAAACAACAAAAACAUCAAUCAAAAUUAUAGAUCCUUGUUCUUGUGUACCUGUCACAAUUGAUUCUCAUAUUACACACACUUUGAUGUGUUUAUAAGCUGCUGAUUUACCAAGCGUUUUUGUUGUCGUUUAUUAUAAACAAAAUGAACAUUGUACUAAAACAAGUAAUAGCAAGUCUGUUUUGUAUUGUUCACUAGUGUGAUUGUACUCAAGGCAUGGCUCAAUGAAAAAUAAUAUAGAGACAAUCUGAUAGUAACAGGUUUUUACUUUUUAUUACAUGUAUGUUUACUGAAGGAAAACAUAUUGUUUUUGCUCAGUUUCUUCUUCU